Messenger RNA from Sciurus carolinensis (gray squirrel), 300 nucleotides. RefSeq names its product parathyroid hormone 2 (gene Pth2). Bases 4 to 300 code for a protein of 98 amino acids. Gene Ontology annotation, cellular component: extracellular region. The record is from RefSeq and is a predicted model, not a curated record. Lineage: Eukaryota; Metazoa; Chordata; Mammalia; Rodentia; Sciuridae. Gene Ontology annotation, biological process: neuropeptide signaling pathway. The transcript has 2 exons.
GUGAUGGAGACCCGACAGGUGACCAGAAGCCCCCGGGUGCGGCUGCUGCUGCUGCUGUUGCUGCUUGUGCCCUGGGGCACCCGCACUGCCUCAGGUGUUGCCCUGCCUCCUGCCGGGGUCUUCAGCCUUCGCACCCCGGCCCGGGCCUCGUCGGGUCCAGUCACCCCACUGUCGCGGCGGAGCUUGGCGCUGGCGGACGACGCUGCCUUCCGAGAGCGCGCGCGGCUCUUGGCCGCCCUCGAGCGCCGCCACUGGCUGAACUCGUACAUGCACAAGCUGCUGCUGCUGGACGCGCCCUGA